This is a messenger RNA of Morus notabilis, 1794 nucleotides long. RefSeq names its product putative clathrin assembly protein At1g03050. Lineage: Eukaryota; Viridiplantae; Streptophyta; Magnoliopsida; Rosales; Moraceae. The transcript has 2 exons. Gene Ontology annotation, molecular function: phosphatidylinositol-4,5-bisphosphate binding; 1-phosphatidylinositol binding; SNARE binding. The coding region runs from base 1 to 1794 and encodes 597 amino acids. Gene Ontology annotation, cellular component: clathrin-coated pit; clathrin-coated vesicle. The record is from RefSeq and is a predicted model, not a curated record. Gene Ontology annotation, biological process: clathrin coat assembly; clathrin-dependent endocytosis; vesicle budding from membrane.
AUGGCCCCUAGCAAGAUAAGAAGAGCCCUGGACGCCGUCAAGGAUCAGACGAGCAUAGGCCUCGCCAAGGUCAGCGGCUCGGCCUCGCUCGCCGACCUCGACGUGGCUAUCGUGAAGGCCACGCGCCACGAAGAACACCCGGCGGAGGAGAAGUACAUACGAGAGAUCCUCAGCCUGACGUGCUACUCACGCGCCUUCAUCAGCGCGUGCGUUAACACCCUAGCCAAACGACUUAACAAGACCAAAAACUGGACGGUGGCGCUUAAGACCCUGAUUUUGGUCCAGAGGCUGCUGAACGAUGGAGAUCCGGCUUACGAGCAGGAGAUCUUCUUCUCAACGCGCCGCGGCACGCGCUUUCUCAACAUGUCGGACUUCCGGGACAAUUCGAGCUCGUCGUCGUGGGAUUACUCGGCUUUCGUUCGGACUUACGCGCUCUACCUCGACGAGCGGCUCGAGUACCGGAUGCAGAGCCGCCGCGGAAGGCGUAGCGCGUUCGGGUUCGAUGAGGACGACGAUGAGACGGCGAUGGGACAGCAGCAAAUGAUCGUUAGGGCUACGCCGGUGAGGGAAAUGAAGACGGAGCAGGUGUUUCCGAGGGCUCAGCAUUUGCAGCAAUUGCUUGAGAGGUUUUUGGCCUGUCGCCCCACAGGUGCAGCGAAGACUAAUAGGGUUGUAAUUGUGGCCCUAUACCCCUCAGUAAAAGAAAGUUUCCAAAUUUACUACGACCUCACAGAAACAAUGGGCGUCUUAAUCGACCGUUUCAUGGAAAUGGAAAUCCCUGACUGUUUAAAGGUUCACGACAUCUUCUGCCGCGUCGGGAAACAGUUCGACGAGCUCGACAUUUUUUAUAGCUGGUGCAAAAUCAUCGGAAUCGCCCGAUCUUCCGAAUACCCGGAAGUUGAGAAGAUCACUCCCAAGAAACUCGAGGUCAUGGAUGACUUCAUACGCGACAAGUCAGCUAACGCACAAACGUUGAGAUUAAAAGCUGAAGCAGAGAAUAAGAUCAGCGAUACAAAAGAAGAAGAUCAUCCUGUUGAAGAAGGAGAAGAUAUGAACGCCAUAAAAGCACUUCCGGCGCCGGAGGAUCAUGUUUCGGAACCUCAAAUUGAGGAUGAGAAAAGGGAACAACUUGAACAAGAGAAAGCUGAUAAUAAACCUCACCAACAACAACAACAAGGUGAUCUGUUGAACUUGGGAGAAAAUGCGUUGACAAGUGAACAACACGGAGACAAAUUAGCCCUAGCUUUGUUCGACGGAAUUCCGUCCGCGCCAGCAAUGGCGGAACCAACUCCACCGUCAUGGGAAGCGUUUUCGGAUGGGGGCGCAGAUUGGGAGACGGCGCUGGUUCAGUCGGCCAGCGGCUUGUCCCAUCAAAAGAUGGCCCUCGCCGGCGGUUUCGACAUUUAUGUUCUCGACGGCAUGUACAAACAGGCAGCGGCGGCGGCAGCCGUGGCAGGUUCGGGGUUUGGAGCAAGUGGGAGUGCUAGCAGUAUCGCGCUAGGGUCCUCGGGGCAGCCGGCAAUGCUGGCAUUACCGGCACCGCCGGUGGAAUCAUCCAACGGCAAUGGUGCGGCCUCCUCUACAUCAAUUAAUGUGGACCCCUUCGCCGCGUCUCUGGCGGUGGCGCCACCGCCGUACGUUCAGAUGUCGGAGAUGGAGAAGAAGCAGAAGCUGUUGGUGGAGGAGCAGCUGAUGUGGCAGCAGUAUGCGAGGGAUGGAAUGCAGGGACAGCUUGGAAUGGGGAAACUACAACAUAACCCUUACAACACGGGAGGUUAUACACGCACCUAUUGA